UGGUCGGUGACUUUCUGUCUAGGAUCGGGGACCUUUAUUAAAAACCCAAAUUUGGCAAAGGAGUAGGGAAGUCAGUUUCUACUCACUAUUACCAAAUACUUGCAAUCCAUUGCUCAAAAACUAAGAAAAUAAAUCAGUGCUAACCGAAUACCUGAACAAAAAUCCAGGCUAAGAGGCUACAGGCCAUUACAGGCUAACGACCCUGAACCCCCGGUGACACUGAACUUGCCCCGCGGCAAGUCGGUCAACAGAAUGUCCAGCAUGGCACGUUUUCGCAAGGCGAGUCGUCCAAGUGAGGAGCUCGAACCGGAGGCGAGUGCAUCAUUGCUGAAGUCAUCCCCGAAUAUAUUGGAGAACUUUUCCUACGACGAGUUCCAGCCGGCCAAUCAUCCGCUCCUCAAGCGCAUGGCCACCUCACCCACCGCCCAUUCCGGCUCCCAGAGCAGCUCAUCCUCGUCCACCUCCUCGUCGCGGAAGGAGCCCAAGUUCUGCGACACCUUGGAGCGGCAUGCCUUCAUGCGGAAUGUAAUCAACCGGCAGCCGGAAAGUGUGCGCCGCUACUCGAGUCCCGGCGAGAAGGAAGCCCAGGUGCGGCGAAGUCUGGAGGAGAUCACCAAAGACCUCAAGGAGAUCGAGCAGUUUGUCAGCGCCACCGAGGAGCUGCUGCAGAAGGAGAAGGAGCAGGAGCAGGUCCUGAACUCCAACAAGGAGAACAAGUGCCCCAGUCCGGUUAAGAGGGUCACCUACAAGAUAAACGCCUACAAGGCUCCGCCGAGGAGACAUCGACCUGGUAGCCCACGGUUCUACCACUCCAGGCUGUACUUCAGGAAUGGCAAGAUUGGCUGUGUGGACUCCACGGAGCACCAGAACAAUGUGGGCGCCACCCAUGCUCUGGUCAAGCACAUACUGCAUCACGAGAAGCCUCUGGUGAGUCCGGAUAGUGUGCGGAGGGUGCUCGAGCAGGAGAAGGAGGAGAGCUUCGAAAUGGUUCCACUACCAGGAGCUGUUCCCGAGAUUGUGCCGGAUCCCAUUGCCAUCCAGCGGGCAGAGGAAUUGGCAGCAGCCACGGGUCAGGUGGUUCUACCCGCGGAGGAGGAGGAUCCAGUGGAAUCCAUUCCCAUUAUCGACGAGGAUGAGCAGGAUGUGCAGAUUUGCUACAACGAGUCACCGGAACUCCAGAACGAAGAUCGCAACGAACGAGCCCGAGGAACACCCUCCAUUAAUGAAAGCGAGAUAGUGGCAGUGGAUGAACCGGACACGGAAAUGAAUGUGGAGAUGGACCUGGAGCACCGCAAGCCGAGCAGCACAGGCAGCUUGGACUCCCAAGGUCAGCAGUUCCUCCGCGAUCAAGUGCGUCAUUUGGUUCGCCGCUUCACAGCCAGAGCCAACAAGGUCAAGUCCCGGAUUGAGCUGCCACCAACUCCUUCCUCCAGCAGCACAGCCAGUUCGCCAUCUCCUCCUCCAACCAAGAGUCUGCAUCCCAGUCCCCAGCACAAGGUGCGCCUGGUGCCGGCGGGUCAGUCUCCCCAUCGAGGAAGGCUCUUUGAGGCCGACACUCCCCGCUCGAAUGUGUGGCUCUGUUCCAGUUUGUGCGGCGCCAACAACGAUGAGCGCACCCUGGAUCCCCAGGGCAAGAUCUACAUCUCCUGGCUGUGCGUGGUAUCGCUAUCCUUCCUCUACAACGCCUGGGUCAUACCGCUGCGCGCAUCGUUUCCCUUUCAGACCAAGGAGAACACCAACAUCUGGCUGGCCUGCGACUAUUGUGCUGACAUAGUAUACCUCCUGGAUGUCGUCUUCUUCAAGCACCGGGUUAUGUACCUCUUCGAGGGAUUUUGGGUUAAGAACAAGAAUCUAACCAGGAAGAACUACAUGCGAAAGCUGCAAUUCAAGUUGGAUCUUCUGGCGCUUCUCCCGUUGGACUUAUUAUACCUACAGUUGGGAACAGGAGCCGUUUGGUUGCGUUUUCCUCGGUUCUUCAAGAUUCAAAGCUUUUGGGAAGUGUUCCGCCUUUUGGAUCGUGUGAUAUCUUCCCCACACUUUGUUCGCGUAGCCAAAACCUUGACCUACAUGCUGUACAUGAUUCACAUCACGGCUGCCCUCUAUUAUGCCUACAGUGACUACCAGGGAUUGGGACAGAAUCGUUGGGUCUUCAGCGGCAAGGGUCAUCCGUAUGUGAGGUGCUUCGCCUUCGCCACCAAAACGGCCACCUCGAUAGGCAAGAAUCCAAAGCCAGAACGACAAGGGGAGUACGUCUUCAUGACGGUGGCCUGGCUAAUGGGCGUGUUUGUCUUCGCCUUGCUCAUCGGACAGAUCAGAGACAUCAUCUCGACAGCCACUCGAAACAAACACGAGUAUCGCCAGUUGGAGGAUGAGACGCUGGAGUAUAUGCGACGGCUUAAUCUCUCCCAGGAGGUGCAGUCCAGGGUCAAAAUGUGGUUCCAGUUCACUUGGGAGCAGCAGCGCACUUUGGAUGAAUCCAACAUCCUAGACGCCUUGCCCAUCAACCUUAAAACCGACAUCGCCAUCUCCGUGCACAUUCAAACCCUCUCCAAGGUACAACUCUUUGCCGAUUGCGAAGAGGCUUUACUCAGAGAUCUGGUCUUAAAGCUACGAGCCGUAACCUUUCUACCGGGAGAUUUCGUUUGUCGCAAGGGCGAGGUUGGCAGAGAGAUGUACAUCGUGAAACUUGGUCAAGUCCAGGUGAUGGGUGGUCCUGGCAGCGAUGUGGUGCUCGCCACUUUGACAGAAGGCUCCGUUUUCGGCGAGAUCAGCCUGCUGGGUAUCAAUGGAGCUGAUCGCAGGACAGCCGAUGUGCGCUCCAAGGGCUACUCCAACCUGUUUGUGCUGUCAAAGUCCGAUUUAAACGAGGUCAUCGCUUACUAUCCAACUGCACAGGCGAUCCUCAAGAAGCGAGCCCGUCAAUUGAUGAGGAAAAAUGCAGCCAGGGAGCGGGAGGAGGAGCGCGAGCGAGCCCGCAGUGCCCUCCAGGCAGAUGUGGUAAUUGGCAACCGCAAUCCGAAAACACCGCCACCGAAGCUCCUCCAGACAGUCAUCCAGGCGCUGCCGUUUGAAUCCCCAGCCGUGGUGCUCAUCACCAGGGGUUCCAAGAGGAUGCGUCGCAAACGGCAGUCGCUGCAGAUGGAGACUAUUGUGGAGCCCAAAAUGGAGAUCACCGGAGCCGCCGAGUCGCAGGAUCAAAAGACGAGCUUGAAGCCGGGACGAUGCUCGCCAGAUUUACUCUCCUCCAUCCAGCAAGAGCUGAAGUCCAAGCACAAGUUUAUCAACCUCACGGAUUCCGAGAAGGCGCUGAUCAGCCAAUCGGCGAACAAUUCCCUGGAGGACAUGAAGGUGGUGGAUCUCUAAGAUUGUAUAGCCAAUUCCCUAU
This is a messenger RNA of Drosophila suzukii, 3385 nucleotides long. RefSeq names its product Cyclic nucleotide-gated ion channel subunit B (gene CngB). Gene Ontology annotation, molecular function: cGMP binding; intracellularly cAMP-activated cation channel activity; intracellularly cGMP-activated cation channel activity. Gene Ontology annotation, cellular component: plasma membrane; intracellular cyclic nucleotide activated cation channel complex. NCBI's taxonomy places the organism in Eukaryota, Metazoa, Arthropoda, Insecta, Diptera, Drosophilidae. The record is from RefSeq and is a predicted model, not a curated record. Gene Ontology annotation, biological process: monoatomic cation transmembrane transport.